GCUGUCAGUGGCCCUGAUAAACCCAACAAACAAAAUAUUUAGGCCUCGUACAUAAUUUGAAAUUUUUUUUGUAACCCUCAUCCACUCUCAUCCUGGGACGCCAUAAAUCACCUUCUCUCCCCACACUGUAAAUGUGCUGACGUUGAAGGUAACAUCUGGUGGUGUCCUGCUACUGGUAACCAAAUUCCUGGCACUGCUUCAUGAUGGAUACUUACAAACCAGAGGAAUGUACAGUCUGCUUUGACACUUACAAUGAUGCUCUGCGACGGCCACGCAAUCUUCCAUGUGGCCACACAUUCUGCUCGCAGUGUAUUAACAGUGCUAUAAAGAAGUCCCUGAUCACUUGCCCCAGUUGUCGUGCCGAGCAUAAUGCUACUUCUGCUACUAAGUUCCCCAUCAGCUAUUGUGUGGAGGCCUUGAUAAGGAAGCUCCAAGAUGUACAGCUCACUAAGGCAUGUCAAGAUCUUCCAAGAGGUAUUAGCAAGAAAUUGCAGUCCGUUAUGAAAGACCAAAAGAGCAGUAUCAGCAGUCUCAUUACCGGGUGUGAAGAAGUAUUGUCCCAGCUGGGAAUGUAUCAAGGACAGCUUAGGGAAUGGAAGAGUCGGCACCACCAAUUCCAGGAUAGACUCGAUUCUUUGGUGGAGCAGAACAAGGCAGCCAUAGAACUCCUUGAAAAGGAAGAUGCUAUUGUCAUGGACAUGGCAGCAGAAGGAGAGAAAGGAAAACAGCAGCUGCAAGCCAUGUUAGGGUGCCUAGAUGCAGCUAACACUGCCACUGAAGUGGUCAUGACUAUAGAUAAAGCUGACCAGUGGAAUACAACAUUAGAAGAUUGGCUCAAAAAGUGUCAUGAACUCUUCCCAGAUGCCAAUGCUGUUCACACCUCAAUUAAGGUGCGAGAGACAAUUGAGAAGGCCCUGAUCACUGUUGAGCAAGUCACUACAGUUGCCCCUGUUUAUAUGGAAGCCUCUGCCUCUAGUAUCAUGGAUAAAGUUGUGGAAAUUACAGUUGCAAUUUCUCAGAGGCAGUUACAAGUCGAACAUCUUCGCAAGAUGUGCAAGUCAGUCAAGAAGCUGGUGGAGAAUGGCCAAGUAUAUGCCAUCCAGAAAAGAAACUAUGUCACAUACUCUGCAAAGAUAAUUUUCCAAAAUGGAAAGCUGUAUCUCCAUGCACUCUCAAGACAGUAUCCACCCAGAUAUGCCUACACACUUCAGUACAAUGAUGUUGUGGGCAUGCUGGACCCCUCCUCCACCCUAGCAUUUCUUGACCUGUGGUGGUCACAGUCGAGAGGGCGGAUCCACAUUCGACUGAGCCCCAAUACUGGGCUGGCCAGACAGUUUGUGUUAUUAUGUACAGGCCAGCAGGGCCUAACAUACCAACACACAAGCUUUAUAAAAGUGGGAGCCAAAGGCCAGCCUGGGGAGUGGGUUGAAGGUGGGAUUUAUAAUGAGCUAAAGGGAAAUGUCUCGCUGCAGCCUGAACUGCCGAGUAAGUACCAGGAGUCAGGCCAUGCAGGGGCUGUGUGGUCACGAUGGUGGGGACCAGUGACUGAAAAGCAUUCCCUGGACAAUAACACAGGCAGUAAAGAGCUUGUUUCAGAGUGGAAUGAUAAGCUGAGUCCCAAGAGGUAUAGGUUCAGCAUUAGCACGAGGGAUGAAACAGAUAAUGUUAAGUGGUCAUAUGUUUUUGGUGAGGUGGAGACUGGUCUGGAUGUGCUGAGGGCAGCGGUCAACUGCCGAGAUGUUACAAAAGUGAGAGUAGUGGAUUGUGGUGUUGUACUGCCAAUCUAGCUCACUGUACCAUCAAAGUAAGUGCUUACUUUCUACAUUGACUUAUUUAACCCUAGAGAAGUAUUCAUGGGUGUGGGUCUUGAAAUAGAAUUGUGAUAAGCUUAACAGUCACUGCAAUGAUUACUUUAUUUUUUCCUCAUCACUAUCAGUAAAUUUUAUUUAUAAUGAUUACAUUUUAACAUUUGCCCUCACUGGAUACAGUGUCUUAUUUCAACAAACUGGCCGUAUCCUACUGAGCAGGGUAGCCCAAAAAAGAAAAACAAGUUUCUCUUUUUAACUUUAGUAAUGUAUACAGGAGAAGGGGUUACUAACCCCUUGCUCCCGGCAUUUUAGUCACCUCUUAUGACACGCAUGGUUUAUGGAGGAAGAAUUCUGUUCCUCUUCCCCAUGAAGAUAAGAGGAAAUAAACAAGAACUAGUAAGAAAAUAGAAGAAAACCCAGAGGGGUGUGUGUGUAUAUAUCUAUGCUUGUACAUGCAUGUGUAGUGUGACCUAAAUGUAAGUAGAAGUAGCAAGACGUACCUGAAAUCUUGCAUGUUUAUGAGACAGAGAAAAAUAGACACCAGCAAUCCUACCAUUAUGUAAAACAAUAACAGGCUUCCAUUUCACACACUUGGCAGUACCUCCCUGGGUGCUUGCUGUCUACCAACCUACUGCUUAGAUGAGUACAGUGUACCCAGAUAUAAUGGAAGAAGACUAUUCUAGAAGUAUACAUGUACUUCCAAUAUCACCCUAACACACUUACUGUACCUGACUUCCUUGUUGAAAGUCCCACCUUUGAUGCAGACUUCCUCUUUGACUUUUUAACAGAAACUAACCUAGUGCACUAACUCCAUUAGCCCUCUCCACUACCCCUACCACUUGCACAUUCAUACCCCACACUAGUCUUUAAUUUCUGCAUAUUUCUUCUUUAACACAACCCACCCCACAGUGCUGCAUGAUCCUUUCAGGUUUAGUGCUUAGUUUGAUUAUAUAUGUAUUAUUAUUAUCUUAAAGUACACCUCUAGGGAUAAGCUUUGUUUUUAUUCAAUAGCUGUGAUGUCACAAUAUCAUUCUCACUUUGGGUAGGUUACGGUAACUUAAAUUACCUUGGCCUAAUGGAUAAAAUAAACCCUGGUGGGGAAGAAGGUCUCUGAAUGUAGCAGUGUCCAGGUAAACACAACAAAGAAUUGAUUAACCAACAAAGAAGAAAAAAUUCUCCUCAAUUGUCAAAUACAGUGGAACCUCGGUUUUCGUAAUUAAUCCCUUCUAAAAAGUCUGAUGAAAACCGAACCAUACGAAAGCUGAAGCAAUAUUUCCCAUAAGAAAUAAUGUAAAUCCAACUAAUCCGCUCCAGACACCCAAAAAUAUUAACAAAAAAAUACAUUUUAUGGAUAAUAACUAUAGUUUUACAUACAGAAAACAAUGAGAAAUAAAUAUAAAUGACUAAUGAAAUGGAUAAAUGAACAUUUAACAUCACUUUUACCUUUAUUGAAGACUCUUGUUGGCAUAUAGAAGACGGCAAGGAGGGGAGAGGGAGGGGGAGAGGUUAUUGUUUGGAAGGGGAAUCCCCUUCCAUGAGGACUUCAGGUAUCAAGGCCCUAUCCAGGGUUACCUACCUUCUUUGUCUUUUACUGGCACUAGGACCAGCUUGAGAGUCACUGUACCCCUGUCGCACAAAAAAUCUGUCCAGUGAGGUCCGUUUCUAGUGUCUCUUUAAGAUUUGCCUAAAAUGGGACAAGGCAUUGUCAUUGAACAUGCUGCAGACACAGCUUACAACAGCUUUGUUAGGGUGAUAUUUAUCCACAAAACUUUGCAACUUACUCCACUUUGCAAAUAUGUCCUUAAUCACUGAAGAUGGCACAUUCUCCCUUCUCUCUUCCUCCCCCUCCUCUGAAGCAAUUUCCUCAGCUGCACUCUGUUGCUCUUCCAGUUGAAGGUUUUGCAGCUCUUCAGUGGUUAGCUCUUCCCUGUGGUUGUCCACCAACUCUUCCACAUCCUGGCCACUCACAUCCAACCCCAUGGACAAAAUAGAUUCCAUAAUAGGCGUAGGGUCGUCAGGGUCAGCCUCAAACCCUUCAAAAUCUAUAUCGAGGACAUAUUCUGGCCACAGUUUUUUCCAAGCAGAGUUCAUCGUCCAGGAAGUCACUCCCUGCCAAGCCUUAUCUAUAAGGCUUAUGCAAUUGAGGAUAUUGAAGUGAUUCCUCCAGAACUCUCUUAGGGUCAGUUCAGUGUCCGAGUUCACUUCAAAGCACGUUUGAAACAGUGCUUUGGUGGGGAGUUUUUUGAAGUUUGAAAUGACCUGCUGUCAGUAGUGCUGUGUGCUGUAGUAUAUUCAGUUAAAAUCGUUACUGUGAGUCAUUGCCUCCCUGGCUAUGACGUCAUGAGUCCCCUCUCCUUUUGAACUACCUUGCUCCGGGCAGUAGUCAGUCAGAGACUGGAGUUGAAGGUGAUAGCAGACUACAAGGUCAGGCUCUGGGUUCUCCUGCAGAACACUUUAAUAUACGCUACGAAUCAUCCAAUGUGGUUGUCUAUUAUAUCCAAAUCCUCCAUCAAACCCUCACGACAAAUGGUGGUAGCAGUGCAGGAAAAGAUUGGAUAUUUAAGCUGAUGUAUGAAGAAUAUUUGUCUCAAGCCAGCCGAGUCAUUGUGUGGUUGCAUGAGUCACCCAGACUCCAUCCACCUCUACACCCAAGCCAGCAUCCUGCAGCCUUUGUGUGAAAACACACCUGAAAAGACUUGAUGUUGUACUUGGUAAGCUUGAAGAGGCCAGUUUAAAGAUCAAACUGUCUAAAUGUCAGUUUUUAAGAUCAGAAAUCAAGUUUCUUGGUCACGUAGUCACUCCUAGAGGAGUUAUGACUGACCAGAGUAAAGUAACUGCAGUAUUAAAUUUUCCAUAAGAUUCUGUGUGGGCUUAGCAGGUUUUUAUAGAUCCUUCAUUGCUAAUUUUUCUUUUAUAGCAGCUCCUCUAACUGAGUUGCUUAAGAAAGAUGCUACUUUCGUUUGGACCUUCCGUCAAGAAGGAGCAUUCCAAACUCUCACAGAAAAGCUAACAUCUGCCCCAAUUUUUAAAUUCCCAGAUUUUUCUAAGCCUUUCUAUCUAAUAACUGAUGCUAGUUCAAUUGGCAUAGGUGCCCUCCUAGCUCAGAAUACCGAUAGCAAGUACACCACAGUUGCAUUUGCUAUCCGAGUCCUUUCAAAGGCUGAACGUAAUUACACAGUAACUGACCAAGAAGCCUUAGCAAUAGUAUGGUCUCUAAAGCACUUCCGAGACAUUAUAUAUCAGUACCCUGUUCAUGUCUUGACAGACCGUGCUUCACUGAUUCCUUUAUUCCAGAAUAAACAUCCUACUAGGAGGUUAGCCAGAUGGUCCUUUACUAUCCAAGAGUUCAACUCUACUUUUGAACACUUACCCGGCAAGUUAAAUGUAGUCGCCGAUGCUUUAUCGCGACAUGUUAGCACAGUAAUAGCAGUAAUAGCAUUUAGUGCCGAGGAUAUAAAGAAUGCUCAAAGAACAGAUCCCAUGUGGUCUGGUGUGAUUCGAUUCCUGCUACAGGAAGAUCUUAUUCUCAAUGUGAAGCCACCAGUACCCAUCAGUGGCUGUCAUGAACCAAGAAUUACUGUAUCGUACAGCCGAGCUGGGUACUACUAGCAAAAAGGUAUACCAGUUAGUAAUUCCACAGUCACUAGUGAAUGUAUCCUUACAUCUAGUUCACGAUGUGCCAGGUAUUGCACACCCUGGUAUGGAUCAUUCUGUAAAACAAGCCAGAUUGAUAUGCUUUUGGCCUCUUAUGGCAACUGUCAUUUCUGAGUAUGUUAAGAAAUGUAGUGUCUGCAUGCAGUAUGAUGGUAACAUUAAUGAUCCUAAUCCAAUCCAGGUGUAUCCAACUACUAGCGAACCAUGAGUAAGACUUUUUUCCAGUGUUCCCUCCAGGGCAACAAACAUCUGUGUGUUAUGGUAGAUCAUUUCGCCAGAUAUUGUGAGGUAGUUCCUAUUGCAGAUAAGACUGCCGAGACAGUAGCUAAAGCACUCGAAGAACAUAUAAUCUGCAGACAUACAACUCCUAAGUCCCGAGUAACAGAUAAUGGAGGUGAAUUCUGUAAUGAGAUUCCUGAAAAGUUGUGUACUUUGUACGAGAUCUCUAAAUUGACCAUUGUUCCUCACCAUCCUGCCAGUAAUGGUUUAGCAAAAAGAACUAAUAAGAAACUACUUGAUGUAUUGAGAGCCACCAUCAAUCCCAAUAGUGCAACCUAAGAUGUAGUUAUACCUGAUGUUCAGUGUGCAAUAAAUUCUGCUUACAGUGCUUCUAUAGGUGACACUCCACAUUAUGUGUUGUAUAGUGUAGAUAAGUGUUUGCCAUACGAGCUGCAGAACACUAUAAUAUACACUACAAGUCAUCCAACGUGGUUGUUUAUUAUAUCCAAAUCCUUCACCGAACCCCCAUGACACUGCUGGUCCAUGGGCUGGAUGAGAGGAGUGGUAUUAGGGGGCAAGAACUUCACUCUGAUGUAACUAGACUCUAACAAUUGGUCUUCCAAGUCUGAAGGAUGAGCAGGAGCAUUGUCCAUUACCAGGAGGCACUUGAGUGGUAAUUGAUUUUCCAGGAGGUAUUUAUUCACACUCAGGCCAAACACUUCAUUGACCCACUCAGUGAAAAUUUGCCUCGUGACCCAUGCCUUAUUAUUAGCCUUCCACGUCACACACAAUUUGUUCUUGAUGACAUUUUUUUCUUGAACACCCGGGGAUUUUCAGAGUGAUACACCAGUAAAAGCUUCACUUUGAAAUCCCCACUAGGAUUACCACAGAACAAAAGAGUUAGCCCAUCCUUCAUAGGCUUGUGUCCUAGCAAUGCCUUUUCCUUCUGCGUGAUGUAGGUCCUCUUUGGCAUUUUCUUCCAAAAGAGGCCCACUUCGUCACAAUUGAAGAUUUGUUGGGGGAUGAAUCCUUCAGCCUCUAUGUACUCCUUGAAUUCAUCAACGAAUUCUUCGGCCCAACGUUUGUCUGAAUUUGCAACCUCGCCAUGCCUUACCACACUGUGUAUGCCAGUGUGCUUCUUGAAUUUGUCGAACCAGCCUCUGCUGGCCUUAAGUUCACUAACAGCAGCACUCAUUCCAGGCAUUUUCUUUGCGAGAUCUGCAUGCAGCUGCCUUGCCUUUUUGCAGAUUAUUGCCUCCAAAAUGCUAUCUCCUGCUAACUGUUUUUCAUUGAUCCACACCAACAACUUCUCAACAUCUUCGAUUGUUUGUGAUCUCUGUUUUGUUAGCACAUUUACCCUUUAUGCAACAUCAGCUUCCUUGAUUUCUGUUUUCUUCUCCAGGAUGGAACUGAUCAUUGAUGCGGACUUCCUGUACAUCCUGGCGAGAUCGGCCACGCAUACACCACUUUUGUACUUUGCUACGAGUUCUUUCUUGAAUUCUAUCAUGUUUCUUGCCUUCUUUAUCAAAGGGCUGGCACUUGGAACUUUCUUUGGCCCCAUGGUGGUUUAUUUAGCAAUUGCACUCAAUAAACAGGUACAAAAAAUAAUGGAUUAUUGCGAAAUGUUUCGGAUAAAUGUGCAGGGUGAUGCUCACUCAACGAGAAACAAAGGCAGACUGAGUGACGAAUGCAUGGGAUGCUUUGUGUGGACGCUUGAGUGGCCGAGUCAUGCGGACGCAUUUGGUAUGGACCAUUUUCAACUCUACAAAAACUGAGCAAAGGUACAAAAACUGGAACAAAAUUUCAAUGAAAAAAGUCGUCGAAAACUGAAUCCUACGAAAACUGGGGCGUACGAAAACCGAGGUUCCACUGUAUUCAUUUUCAUUUUUUAUACCCUAUAAAAAAAGUAUGGAAAUAAAUUCACAUAAUCACACUCUCUAGAGGAUGUACUUUCUGUUUAUAAAAUUUUCUAAUCUGACAUCGGUUACUCUGACGCAUUUCAGACCCACAUGAAUCUCAAUAGGAAAUCACCCAGUUGGUUUGACGAUAAGGUUCAAGAGUGUCCUAUGAGUGCCUGUUUAAUCUCCGCUCUUAAUCUUACCUUGGCCAAAGCCAUGGCCUCAUUGAUUUCUCAUUACCUUCCCCAGGACUGAAUGACCCACUUGGUUUAUCUUUUUUUACUUAUGUCCAUACAUGCAUAUACAUACAUAACACUUUUUAUGUACGAAAAAGUUUCACAAGUACUGUCACCAAUUAUUGCAACACUCUCUAACAAAUCCAUCGAAUCCUCCACCUUCCCAGCAGUUCUCAAAGUAGCGAGGGUUACAUACACACAUAUGCAUACAGCUCUCAGCUUGUGGCAGGGCCAGAAGCUGAAACCCAACCCCUGCAACCACAUACUAUAGGCAAGUACAUGUGCAUACGUACACUUCUCUUUCCUACCUCUCUAAAUGGGUGAAUAAAUUGAUUCCCUUGGUACUGAAGUACACAAGGGACAUGUCUGGAUUGAACAAUUCUGACAUCUUUUACAUCCAGUACUGCCUCGCCUAAUUUUAGGUAGAGCAGCAGAGCUAGACCUUGUUAACCUAUGUCUCGCAUUACCUAGUCACUGCAAGCCAUAAAGACUAGAUGCCAUAAUCUGUUGAAGGCUGGGGUCUCAUCCAUACAUAUCGGAUUAUUCAUUUCUACGAGACUCCUGUUUUACAGUGUCAUUGCUACCCUAGUAAUUAUCACAAUGACCCCCCUGAUGCUUUCAUGCCCAUCACCAUCAUUCUUGCUCCUGCUCCACUUGCAGAAUUGUGAUUUUAAUCACUAUCAUUCCUGUUAUCACCAUUACCAUCAUCCGUGUCUCCAGUCACUUCACAGCUUGGGACCAUUUACCAAAUAUGAAUACAGUAUUAUAGUACCUGUAUAUUUAAUAAAAAUAUUAGUAUAUAUUUUGUGAAGCCUAUAUUAUAUUUAAAAUUAUUACAACUAUGGGCAAGUUGCCAUGUACAAUGCUGUGUAGGUUUUGAGAAAUGCAGUUUGAUGUACUUUUAUUGUUAUCCAAAAUGUUCACUGUGGUCAAUUUCUGUUGUAUUUUUUUUGUAAUAAUAAUUAUAGGUUUUUAAGGACAAAUUCUAACAAAAAUCUUAAUAGACCUUGCAAUAAAAAUAACCUUAAUCAUAACAACCAUGAGUGUAAAGUGGUUUAUUAGGCUAACAGAACAGCAUCUGACAAUCCUUAAUUACUUAGCCUCUUCAUGGGAGGUACAGUGCUGGAUGCUGUUGAAGGACUCUUGAUCCAAGGAACUGGAGCUACCCUUGAAUCACAAAGGAUUGCCUCUCAUUCUGCAGGUGCUAUAUAACUCCUGUGGGUUUAGCACUUCCUUAUUAAUAU
This is a messenger RNA of Cherax quadricarinatus, 9059 nucleotides long. NCBI's taxonomy places the organism in Eukaryota, Metazoa, Arthropoda, Malacostraca, Decapoda, Parastacidae. The record is from RefSeq and is a predicted model, not a curated record.